Messenger RNA from Fomitopsis serialis, 2877 nucleotides. Its product is annotated as topoisomerase II-associated protein PAT1. Gene Ontology annotation, molecular function: RNA binding. The coding region runs from base 1 to 2877 and encodes 958 amino acids. Gene Ontology annotation, cellular component: P-body. The record is from RefSeq and is a predicted model, not a curated record. NCBI's taxonomy places the organism in Eukaryota, Fungi, Basidiomycota, Agaricomycetes, Polyporales, Fomitopsidaceae. Gene Ontology annotation, biological process: P-body assembly; deadenylation-dependent decapping of nuclear-transcribed mRNA. The transcript is spliced from 11 exons.
AUGUCUUUCUUCGGUUUUGACAACCAGAUCGACCUAGAAAGUGAAAGGCGCAGAUUUCUCGAGGGAGAAGGGCAGGGGCAAAGGGAGGACAUCGCGGUGUAUACAUGGGGCGAACAGGGCUAUGACGGUCUUGGAAACGAGUUGCAGGAGGGCGGCGAUGAUCUGAACGAUGAGACGUUUGGAGCAUCGGGACAGGUUGGCAAGGACUUCGACUUCUCGCAGUCCGUCUUACCUUCGGAUGGUUUGCCUCAAGCAGCCCCUUCCCGCGCUCAGCAGGCAGCGACCCAGAUUCUGGAGCAGCCCCCAUCUCAGCCUGUCCAGUCGUCCGCACCGUCCCGUUCAACGCACUCUUUGGAAUCUGUGUGGGAUGACAAGUCUCCCUUUUCCGUUCUUGGGCGCAUGAGUGGGGCGAGCCGGGCGACAGAACAGCAUCAUGCGUCGCACACUCCGUCACAGUCGCAGUCGUUCAAGUUCUCUCCAUUCGGUUCGACUAGCAAUGACGCCCUACCUGCUUCUCAAACUUCAGGCGGGAUGAGCAGUGGCCUGGCGAAGGGUGCCUACACGCUGGAAGAGGUAGAAGCGGAGAUGCGCGCCAAGGCAGCCCUGCAGCAUCAACAGCAGCAACAGCAGCAGCAGCUUCACAUCGCACAACCUAGCUCCCUCACGCAGGCCCAACUUCGUGGACAGAUCCCGCGUCAGGGCACGCCUCAGCACGCAGCUUCGCCACCUCCGCGUAUGCACCCACAUUCCCAAUCGCCGCGCUUCCACCAACAGCAGCAGCAGCAUCAGAUCCACCUCAUGCAUAUUCACCAGCAGCAACAGGAGCGCCAGCUCCUCGAGCUUUCCCGGCAGCGCGAGCGGCAGAAGCUGUUGCAGGAGCAGCAGCUUCUCCAACAGCAGCAGCAGCAACAGAUCAUGGAGCAGCUGCGCCUGGAGGAGAUCGAGCGUGCGCGACAGAUCCGAUUGCAGCAAAUGCAAUCCGCGAACCACCUUCAUAGUCCCCUUCUACAUCAACGACAGAGCCCAGCGCUGUCCGAUAGACAUCCGCGUUCAAUUGGUCGCCAGUCCCCUGCCAUGGUAGCCGGCGUCGGUGGGCUCGGCGGCGCACCGGUAGACGUGCCCUUCCAGCAGAGCAUGUCGUACUUGCCACAGGACAUUCAGUUGCAGCAGCGUCUCCUCGCAGAGAUGGCCCAAGCAGAGUUCCUGAAUAGCAUGCAGGGCGGACCGCAGAGCGAGCGCGAGAUCAGGGAGGAGCGCGAGAUGCAAGAGAUUCUGCGGGCGGAAGCCAUGCGCAAGAUCAUGGAGGCGGAGCGCAGUGAUCAGAAGCGUAGGCGAAAACAGGCGAAAAUCCAGCAUAUGUCGCGCUACAACGAUCUGAUGACCCAGUCGGACAAAGACUUCAUCACUCGCAUACAGGUCUCGCAGCUCGUCACGCAGGAUCCAUAUGCGGACGAUUUCUACGCGCAGGUCUACGGGGCCCUCAUUCGCUCACGCAUGGGCGUGCAAACUCAGGACGAUCGCAUUCUCAAGUUCGGCUCCGGUGUAGGUGUCGGUCUUGGGCCCGGUCAGAAGGGAUCUGGACGCCGGCCCAGCGCGAUGCAGCGUAUGGAGGCUCAGGUAGAACGGAUUGUCAACAACGCGAAGAUGAGAGAGAAGGAGAAAAUCACCCUCAACAGUCUCCAAGGCGCGUUGGGCAAGACGUCUGGUCGCAGCUACAAGGCUGCCCCUCGUCAGCUUCUCCAGGUCGAUUCGUCCUCCUCGCCCACACCGUCGCCUGCACACGCACACAUCUCCAAAUCGGACGUAGAGCCGCGUAAGGAUGGGCUGAGCGCUGCGCAUGAGGCUGCAAAGAUCGGACACCAGGCUCUGGGCGGUGCCGCAAAUAGCGAGGGUGUCAUUGCCAAGGACCCGCUGACGCAUCGAGAGGCCCUCAUGAUUCUGGAGCGCUUGUACGACCUUGUACUCGACAUCGAGCAGCUGCGUCGCGAUCAACCCUCGCCUGAGGAUGACCCAGAAGCUCAGGAAGCUUGGGAAAUCGAAUUGAGCGCUCGAGUGGAGCAACUGUCGAAUGGCCUUCGUCUGAAUGUCUACCUUGAGACUAGCGUCCCGCACCCAUUCAUCUCCCUUCUCAUGCCGAUCAAGGGCAAGAGGCUGCUUCCGCGCGUUGCACGCCACCUUCCCUCAGAGCGAUUGCUGAUCAUGCUCUCGCUCAUUAUCGCCUGUUUCUACCAACUGGACGUUGUCAUCGAGUCCCCUAUGCUCGACACGCUGGAAGAGACCGAGGAACGCACAGAAUCGGAGCAUCACUCGCAGGUCUUCUUGUCCAGCCUCGUUCAAAGUGUUCUGCCUGCCAUCGGCAAGUUGGGCCUGGACAUGCUGACGGGGCUGCUGGGCAUGCUGUUCAAGUACAACGACGUCGCAGCAGUAGCAAGGACUCCUGCUGGAAUUGCCUUGCUGACGAUGUUUCUCAGCCGGGUGCAGAACAUCAAAGAGGCGAUCUCGUCGACGCCAAUGGCGAUCUCAGAACCUGAGUUGCCGACCCCCGAGGAUGAGCGGCGAUGGCAGGAAGUAUUCGAUGAGCUGUUCAAUGUGCUCGCGCCAGGUCUGCUGCUCCUUUUCCCUUCCAUCCGCAUUUCCAAAAACAGCGGGGGUAUACCCUACGGGAAAGUCCCAGGCACGGAUGACAUCGAUCAGCCAGUGUGGCAAUUCCUGGCGGCGAUGGCAGUACACUCGUCCAUGGAACAGCAACAGUACCUCGUGACAGCGCUGCGCGAGCUCGUACUGGAGAAUGUCAGCUCUGUCCGGAGGGGAUUCGUCGCCAGCGAAGAAGAGCGAGAGAAGCGGCUGAGCAACCUCUCAAAUUGCUGUGUAAUAUAA